GCGCAGGAAGGGUUAAGCCCCCCUCUCCCCACCCCCGAAAAGGCGCGGGUAGAGUCCGGCAGAAGGUCCUGUUUACGGGAGCUGCCCGGGUCCGCGCGGCCCUGGGAGGCGUUGCCGUGGCGACGGGCCGGGCGCCCGCCAGCUGCGGAUGAGCUCACCGCGCGGGCCGGGCGGGGCGGCGGUGGGGGGCGGCGGCGCCCGCCCAGCAGCCUGCACUCGCUCGCAGCGGCGGCCGGGCGGCGGGACGCGAGCGCGGAGGCCCGGCCCAGCCCAGAGCGGGGGGCUGCGGGCCAUGGCGCCCCCGGCCCCAGCCGCCCGCCGCCCCCGCUCGCCCGGGCGUCCCCGAGCUGCGCCUGGGAGCCCGCGGAGCCGCGGCCCGAGAGGCGACUUGCAGCUCCUCUCAGUGCUGACAUGAUGACAGUGUGCAGGCCGUCCAAGGGCAGCCACAGCCAGACUGAAAACCUAAGCUACAAAUUGGCUGACAAGGUCAAGGUGGAAGGUCCAAAGACAGGCGAAGACCGUGGAAGGAAGCCAUUUAGGUCCUCCUUUCCUUUCCUAGAGACUGAUCGGGAUUCGCCCUUCAGAAGAAGCCCACUGGCAAGCCUCAGCAACCUGGAGCUAGAGUCACGAGUGGACUGUUUCCAGCAGAACAUGUUCAGCUCAGAUAUGAUCAUCAGUGACCCAGCCUCAGACCUUGGUGCUAAAGAAGCCAGUGGGGCCGGCAAGUGGCAGUUUAGUGGUGUUCAGAACCCCUGCCCUCCUGCCCGAGGUGGGGCCCGGCACAAGCCCCUCAGCAUAAAGGACAAGAUAUCAGAAUGGGAAGGGAAAAGGGAGCUGCCCCCUCCCGCACCUGGAAGGAAAGCAGAUGGGCCAGCGGAUUACCUGAUGUCCUGUGAGGUGGAGAGCGGACGCAGUGAUGGUGUGAGAGCUCAGGCCACGGAGGCUCAGGACGGAGGCAGGCCGGGAACAGAGAACCAGGAGAAUGAGAGGAAUAGAGGGGCAGUGACAGGUGGCGGACAGGACGCAGAGCGGAGGCACGACCGCAGUCCACCGGACAGGGGGCUGGCGCCGAGCUUGGGCAGAGCCCGGGAGCCCAGGCCUGGCAAACAGCGCUUCCAGAAUGACAGCCUCUCGGUGCUGAAGCAGGUCAAGAAGCUUGAGCAGGCGCUGAGGGACGGGUCAGCAGGGUUGAAUCCCCAGUUACCAGGGACUUGUUACUCCCCACACUGCCUGCCGGACAAGGCUGAGGAGCGGCCCACCCUUGCUGAGAACCAUGGGGGCGGCAGUGGCUCAGAAUUCAGGUCCCACCACGUGGAGCUGGAGGCCCGGGCGCCUGCCGCUGGGGCUGCAGAGGGAGAGAAGGGCCUAUGCGGGAGGCCCAGGGAGCAGGAGCUGGAGGGUGUGUACCGGGGCUGGGAGGGCUGCCCUCCGAAACCCUUCAUCAACCCCCUGCCCAAGCCCCGGAGAACGUUCACACAUGACGGAGAAGGGGAUGAGGACAGGAGCCCAGGCAUCAGCUUGAGGAAGGAUAAAAGGGACCUACCUCCUCUGCCCUCCCUACCUCCCCCGCCCCUGCCCUCCUCCCCACCGCCUUCCUCAGUGAACAGAAGACUGUGGAGUGGGCGACCGAAACCCAGCGCUGACCACAGAAAGUCCUAUGAGUUUGAAGACCUACUGCAGUCUUCCUCUGAGAACAGCAGGGUGGACUGGUACGCGCAGACAAAGUUGGGGCUCACACGCACUUUAUCGGAGGAAAACGUCUAUGAAGACAUUCUAGACCCACCAGUGAAGGAAAACCCUUAUGAGGACGUUGAGUUACACGGUCGCUGCCUGGGGAAGAAGUGUGUCUUGAGCUUCCCUGGUUCGCCCACCUCUUCCAUCCCUGACACACCCACCAAGCCAUUGUCCAAACCUGUUUUUUUCCGGCAAAAUUCAGAGAGGAGGAACUUCAAACUGCUGGACACUAGGAAGCUGAGUAGGGAUGGAACUGGGUCCCCUUCCAAAAUCAGCCCUCCCUCCACCCCCAGCAGCCCUGAUGACACUUUAUUUAACCUUGGAGACCCACAGAAUGGCAGGAAGAAGAGAAAGAUACCCAAGCUGGUGUUGCGAAUCAAUGCCAUUUAUGAGGCCCGGAGAGGAAAGAAACGGGUGAAGAGGCUGUCCCAGUCAACGGAGAGCAACUCAGGAAAAGUGACAGAUGAGAACAGUGAGUCUGACAGUGACACCGAGGAGAAGCUGAAAGCUCACAGCCAGCGCCUGGUCAACGUGAAGUCACGCCUGAAGCAGGCGCCGAGGUACCCGUCGCUGGACCGGGAGCUCAUCGAGUACCAGGAGAGGCAGCUCUUCGAGUACUUCGUGGUCGUGUCGUUGCACAAGAAGCCGGCCGGCGCGGCGUACGUGCCCGAGCUCACCCAGCAGUUCCCUGUCAAGUUGGAAAGGUCUUUCAAGUUCAUGAGAGAGGCCGAGGACCAGCUGAAGGCUAUCCCCCAAUUCUGUUUUCCCGAUGCCAAGGAUUGGACUCCUGUCCAGCAGUUUACCAGUGAAACAUUCUCAUUUGUCUUAACUGGAGAAGAUGGGAGUAGAAGGUUCGGGUACUGCCGCAGACUGCUGCCUGGUGGCAAAGGGAAGCGCCUGCCUGAAGUGUACUGCAUCGUGAGCCGCCUGGGAUGCUUCAGCCUCUUCUCAAGGAUCUUGGAUGAGGUGGAAAAACGGCGAGGCAUCUCUCCAGCCCUGGUACAGCCCCUCAUGAGGAGUGUCAUGGAAGCCCCUUUCCCAGCCCUGGGUAAAACCAUCAUUGUCAAGAACUUCUUGCCAGGAUCAGGAACUGAGGUGAUUGAACUGUGCCGCCCACUGGAUUCCCGGCUCGAACACGUGGACUUCGAGUCUCUCUUCUCCUCUCUCAGUGUCCGCCACCUGCUGUGUGUUUUUGCCUCCCUGCUUCUGGAAAGGAGAGUCAUCUUCAUUGCAGACAAGCUCAGCUGUAGAAUUCUCAGCCUUGCUGUGGGCGGAGGCGCCAGUGGUGGACCCCAGAGACCCUCGGCCGGAAGUGAGGGCCCGUGGGUGCACCGAGAGCCCACCAGGCAUGGCGAUGGGGGCAGUCCGUCCCAAGGAGCUCGCUUUGCGGUUAAAGAUGUCAGACUGAGGGGGUGGUGGGGAGGGUCCAGCCUGAAAAUCAGUCUGAGCGGAUGGGUGUGGCAGGAGACCCGGCCAGGCAGGGGCAGUGCCCACCCAGGAUUCCUCCGGGGAAAAGAACACACGCUGUCCAAGUGCUGCCAUGCGAUGGUGGCUGUCAUCUACCCCUUCACCUGGCAGCACACCUACAUCCCCGUGCUGCCGCCCGCCAUGAUCGACAUUGUGUGCUCGCCCACCCCCUUCCUCAUCGGGCUGCUCACCAGCUCGCUGCCGCUGCUCAGGGAGCUGCCACUGGAGGAGGUCCUCGUGGUCGACCUCGUCAACAAUCGGUUCCUCAGACAGAUGGAUGAUGAGGAUUCCAUUCUCCCCCGGAAGCUCCAGGUAGCCCUGGAACACAUUCUGGAACAAAGGAACGACCUGGCUAGUGACCAGGAGGAAGGGCCCCCAGACUGCAAGCAUGGCCCUCAGUGCAGCCCCUUGAACGAGCUGGUGUCUGAAGCCUUUGUCCGCUUCUUCGUGGAGAUCGUGGGCCACUACUCCUUGUUCCUGACGGUGGGCGAGCGCGAGGAGAGGACCCUGCAGCGCGAGGCCUUCCGCAAAGCUGUCUCCUCCAAGAGCCUCCGCCGUUUCCUGGAGGUCUUCAUGGAGACCCAGACAUUUCGGGGCUUCAUCCAGGAGCGGGAGCUGCGCCGGCAGGAUGCCAAAGGUCUGUUUGAGGUCCGAGCCCAGGAGUACCUGGAAACACUUCCCAUUGGAGAACACAGCGGCGUGAAUAAGUUCCUGAAGGGCCUAGGCAAUAAAAUGAAGUUUCUCCACAAGAAGUAACCCUCAGCUCAACCUCAAGGGGAAACCUCCUCCUAGUGCAACCAUAUGUUUUUAAAACAGUCCUGGUAGCCUUUCUGAAGCGCCGAGUCCUUAGCUGUCCUGGGUGCCGGCAUGUGGGUGUGGGGGGUUUCCAGCCACCGCCAGGCCCUCCGCAGGCCCCAGAGCCCCAGAGCUGCUGGGAAGGCUCCCCUUCUUGAGAACAGCACUGGGAAGGGGACCUGAGACCAGGCAUGUCGCCGACAUUCAGAUGGAUGGCUCCGGUCGUUGGUUUGGUGAUAUUUUUGUAUUUUUAAUCUUAGAUAUUAAAAAAAAAGAAAAGUG
Molecule: messenger RNA, 4278 nt
Organism: Manis pentadactyla (Chinese pangolin)
Lineage: Eukaryota; Metazoa; Chordata; Mammalia; Pholidota; Manidae
Gene: DENND2A
Product: DENN domain containing 2A
Exons: 21
Coding region: 412-3957 (1181 amino acids)
Biological process (GO): retrograde transport, endosome to Golgi
Cellular component (GO): actin cytoskeleton
Source: RefSeq, a predicted model, not a curated record